Didymodactylos carnosus is the source of this 2120-nucleotide messenger RNA. The record is from the annotation of a GenBank genome assembly. NCBI's taxonomy places the organism in Eukaryota, Metazoa, Rotifera, Eurotatoria, Philodinida, Philodinidae.
ACGGUAACAGUUGCAUAAAAGAAAGUCAGCAGGAGACUGUACAUGUAAUAAAAAGGCUUCAAUAACAUCAAAAGAAGCGAGUGUAGAAAAUUGUAAAGUAGAGGAAAUAUACGUUGCGAGACCUCCUUCGUGUCGAUUUCAAUCUCGGCGAACGAGAGAAUAACCCGAGAGGGUCAUCUCUCCAUCAGUAAUUGUCGAGUCGAGAUUCGUUUCUUGAAAUGACAGAAUGUCAAAAUCGCUUAAAGAGAAGAAAGUUUUGUCCCUAAUGAGACCAAAGUUCUUAACAAGACUUUGGAUAUUGUGAGAAUAAAUAUUUAGUUUGUGGGCUAAUGUAUUGUCGUUUCGUUUGGCUUGAGUCACAUUACAUCAAUAACGGUUAGACAAGCGAUGGUAACGUUUUGUUUUUUGUUGUUUUUGUUGUGUAUUAUUGAGAAUAUUAUUAUUGGUAUUAUUAUUAAUAUUGAUAUUAUUAUUAUUGUUAUUAAUAUUGUCACGCCUGUUGUCACUAUUUUGAUUCGGCCGAUUACUGUUCUUACUAACAACAGAUGAUGUAGUUGAUUGCUAGAAAAAACUACGAUCAUUAUAAAUUUCAUCUAUGGAAAUGUUCAUCGUAAACAGACAAUUCAACCAAAUAUUCUGGGAUUUUUCUGUAUUAUCGAUGAAUUUGCCCAUAAUUAUUAGAAAAUGUUAAUAAGUAAUUCGUCCGUUUAUCAUCUUUGUGUAUAAUACCUUUGUCACAUGAGAAAAUCUGGACGAACUUGGUUUAGAUCAAAUAUAUCUGUUAAAUUUGAAGAAUGAGAUGAAAAAGUAAUAUCAUAAACUCCUUUGCUGUCUAGAGAAACAUGUGCUUGACAGAAAAAAAUAACAGCGAGAAAAAUGACCGUCGUCUAAUUUUUUCUAGUUAUUUUUAGUGUUGUGUCUUGUUAUGCCUCUUUCAAAGAAAAUAUUGUACAAAAAUUAGUCUUUCUGCGACAGUGGUAUAUCGUAGUGUCUUCUAUCAAUUGGGUAUUUUUGUUUUAGUGUAGAUAUUGACAACGACUGCUUCUAAUGACAGAAAUCUUAGUCUAUUCAUCAAGAUUUUAGAAGCUUGAUCAGUUUUUCUCAUAACUUAGAUAAAUUAAACAUUAAGAUCCUGUACUAGUAUACAGUUUUAGAUACAAUAUAGAAAAGUAUAGUCUAGAUGAGCAUGGUCCCUUAAAUUGACGCAAUUAACCUAAUCGUAGUAAUAAAUAUUGUUCAUUAUGAGCAACAAGAUCGAAACGUUCAUUUUAUUCAAGAAAUAUUUCAUCUUUAGAUGACAAUAUAUUUUCGAAUGUGAUAUGAUUUUAAGAUUAAAAUGAACGCAAGAUCUCAAACAUUCGAAUUUGUAAGUAACAACAAAAUCUUUUAAAACCUUAAGUGUAAGUUGCGUUUACAAUAAGUAUGUUCGUCUUAAGACUAUGAUAUUUGGUAAUCCAGAAAGAGUUUCAAUUAUUUUGUUUAUCUAGGCUGUCGAAGGCAGACAAAUUGAUGAAGUUGUUUCAUGCAUGUUUCAUACCAUUCUGUUUCAUCGUUGUGUUGGUAAAUAUCAUACAAAGGGUGAAGAUAGUUAUUCUGUUGGCACAUUAGGUUAUACAGAUGUUGAUUGUGAUUUUAUUGAUUGCACAUAUUUACAUGUUACAAGUCAAGAAUUACAACGUGCUGUUGCGGAAAAAAUAAGUCAAUUUCACGAUGCAUUACGUUCGUCAGAUACUGCUCGCUCUGGACAAAUUACACUUGAAUUUUAUCAAAAGAAAAAACAACGUUGGGUAUUUAGUCCUGAAUCAGUACCAUGGGAAAUAUGGACAGUAAAAAUUGAAUUAAUGCAACUUUCUAAUGAAAAUGAAAGACAAUUUAUACGUGAAAAAUUAACGGAUAGUUUAAGCGAGCGUAUAUUUCAAAUAACAGAAAUUAUAAAUCGACCAGACUAUGUUCCAAAACCGUCGCAUUUAUCUGAACUUGAUCUUGUAUUCGAUACAACUUUUGUAGAUAUUCAACCGUACUUAUUCACAAUCUCCUUCAGUCUUGAUGGUCCACAAAAUUUAUCUGUUGGUCUUGCUAUGCGUCGAUUAAUUAAAGAUGCCUUUGGAACAUCCUUAUAA